Messenger RNA from Apis florea (little honeybee), 1537 nucleotides. RefSeq lists its product as uncharacterized. The record is from RefSeq and is a predicted model, not a curated record. Lineage: Eukaryota; Metazoa; Arthropoda; Insecta; Hymenoptera; Apidae.
UCUACCCGCAGUUACCUUCGUUAUCGAUGUAAUCGACAUUGCCCGAGGUGUUACCUGCCGCGCAAUGUUUAUACACAAUGGACAAGGAGCUUCAGUUACGCCAUUAACGCCGAAACGUACGGACGUAAAAUUUUGUUUGAUUUUGUAAUUUAUUUCAAUUCUAUUGCGUAAUAUAAAAUCGUGUACGAAUAUUGCAUAAUGUGACGGUUACGGUUUGUGAAUUUUGUUCAACUCAUGUGUGCUAAUAGUUAAUCGUAGUUAUUACAAUUAAUAUUUAAUGUUUGUUAAAAUAUUCGCGCGUUAUAUUCGUGAGUGAGUGUUGUUUUUGAUAAUGGAGGAAAGAGAAGCUGUUAGAUUAUCCACUGCCAAGUUAUUAUCUACGAACGUCACACGAGCAACAAGGUCAGCAAAUAAGCAAGGGAAAGAUAACCAAACAAGUAGUCAUAUCCUCGUCAAUGUGAGUAUGAAUUUCGUACAUAUUUUAUUACGUAGUAGCAUAGAUUUAUAUUUCGAGUCUUGUGAUACGUUACUAUAUGCAAUAAUACAUUUUUUUAAUCGAUUCAUACUUUAUAACGUACUUCUAUUAAUCUUCUCAUACGAACUUCAUAUACAUUACACUACUACAUACUACUACAUAGUAGUAAAUACAAAAAUAUAGCCUAAUGUACAGAAGACUCGAAAUACUAUAAACAUAUUAGUCAUUAUGCCAUUAGUCACGCAAUCAAUAUACAUGUAAACAUACUACAUACGAUUCAGAAACGUAAAAAUAAUAACAUAAAUCAAUGUUAACGGUAUUCCAUACUGUAAAUUUAUCUAAAAAUUUUUCUUCCAAACCAUCUACUUACAACUACGUAUAAUACAAAUAUUCAUCGUGCCAACGUCAUAUCAUAUUAGGUAAAAAUUGUAAUUAAAGCUUAGCUGAUACAUUUUCGCAUUUCCAAAAAGUUUUUCGAUCCGUAUUGUCGAUUCAUAAUCUACAUCGUGUCCAAGACGCGAGCGGAACGAUGCGUCGCGCGUUUUCGCAUCUUCGUAGCUUUAUUAUCGUAAUCCCAUGGCGUCGAUAAGCCCAUUACCGUGUGUCUCUACCGAUGCUUGGUAAUGUAUGCGCCGGAACGUAAUAAAAAUCGACUUACACGAGCGGCCGGCCGGUCUUCUAGCCACCUUUCUCCGCGUGUAUACCAGCUUCUAUCGGGCGGCACGCUUUUAGGUGUCGCUAAAACUUUAAUCAAAGUCAGAUUAGCCACGAAGGGAUGACACCGAGGCUACCGAGGGCGGUUCGCGGGGUGGGAUGAGGCGGGAAUACCAGGGGCCGGGCGUUUUAUUAAACGGGACUUGAUUAGGGGUUGCCAAGAUCCUUUCAGAGUUUGUUUUCGACUGGUUUCCACGGAGCCGCGCUUUCAUUACUCCGGUUUCGCAUAAUUGACACGAUCGUUCGCUAAGGGGGAAAAAAAGUUGGCCACUCUGUCACUCUGUUCGGUUAUUCUAUUGCCGGAAAGGAAAUUGCAAAUUAUUCACCUUCUUUUUACAUUUUGAUGAA